Molecule: messenger RNA, 549 nt
Organism: Thelazia callipaeda (thelaziosis nematode)
Lineage: Eukaryota; Metazoa; Nematoda; Chromadorea; Rhabditida; Thelaziidae
Source: the annotation of a GenBank genome assembly
AUGGGCAUCUUGGAUUUACAGAUGUUUGAUGAGGUGAGACGAAUGAAUAAAAGACAAUUACUAUAUCAAGGUUUAAAUUGUGCCAUGAUUGUAUCUUCUGCAUUAAUGAUUUGGAAAGGAUUAAUGGUUAUCACGGGAUGUGAAAGUCCCAUUGUGGUUGUGUUAUCGGGUUCUAUGGAGCCAGCUUUUCACAGAGGUGACUUGCUAUUAUUAACGAAUGACCGCUCAGAUCCAAUCAGAGCUGGCGACAUUACUGUGUUUAAAAUUGAAGGACGAGACAUUCCGAUUGUGCAUCGAGUAAUUAAAGUACAUGAGAAAGAUAACGCAGAAACGAAAUUUUUAACGAAAGGUGACAAUAAUCAGGUUGAUGAUCGAGGACUGUACGCUUCAGGACAGUACUGGCUUACGCGUAAAGAUGUUAUUGGGCGCGCGAAAGGCUUUGUACCUUAUGUAGGGAUGGUGACAAUACUGAUGAACGACUAUCCGAAAUUAAAAUAUGGAGUGUUGAUCGCUUUAGGUGCUUUUGUUAUUUUACACAGAGAAGGGUAG